CGCGCCUGCCUUGGCUUAUUAUUGCAUGAACUAUUUUCUGUAGUAGCAGCACCAGUGAGCUUUUCCAGUGGCCGCCGCUUAACGUGGAGACAAAUACGAGGGAGAGAGGGAGAGAGGAGGGGUGAGGGACAAAUUAGUCUUGGGCCACAGCGGUGGCACAACGCGAGACGGCAAAGCGUUGCAGCGCAGAUCUUAUUUUGCUCGUUCGCUUGAAACGGGCGGCGGAGACGGAAUGGAUCUACCUGCCGUCGGGGAGCAUGUGUUCGCGGUGGAGGGCAUCGAAAAGAAGCGCAUACGGAAGGGCAGAAUCGAGUAUCUGGUGAAGUGGCGAGGAUGGUCAGCCAAGUGAGAUGGUGGACGAAGAACUGAACUUGUGGUAAUGACCAAAUAUGGUCACGGGAGGCGGGGCCAAGACCCUGCACGGCGUAGCUGAAGAUCAAUGGUAGCCCCACGGGUCAGAGAAAGGCAGGAGCAAAUGGUGGGAUAUCGCAAAAGAGGGCCUAAACCCAAACACCCCCUUGUCCAGCUUCCUGCGUUUGCUCGUAGAUCCAGCAUCCUGGGUGGUCUUCAGGACACAUCAUUGGAUGAGGAGAACCAGCCCAAAGUGGAGCCCCUCCAGCUCCACUGCUCUCGGCCACAGCACUACCAGCUGAACAGCAAAAAACACCACCAGUACCAGCCCAGCUGCAGGGAGAUCUCCCUCGAACAACAUGUGAGCAGGAAAAAGAAGCACUUCUACCAGCUGAACAGCAAGAAACAUCAUCACUACCAGCCGGACCCCAAGAUGUACGACACGCCACUCACAGGAGCCAAAGAGGUCAAGGUUCAAGACCCUUCCAGCAAAGUCUGGAACCUCCCUCCAGCCUUGCAACAGAAGUGGAUUCGGAACAAAGACACCGGCUGCCUGAGUAAAAUAAAAGAUCUGUCCAUUGAGCUCAAGAGCCUGCCGGAUAAUGCUAACAAAGCGGAGCGGGCACUCAAGACGAGCGCCAAAGAGUUUGCACUUCCUAACGGCAUCAGCAGCAAGAUGAAAAUAAUCAAGAACAAAAACAAAAACGGACGAAUUGUGAUUGUAAUGAGCAAAUACAUGGACAAAGGUGUGCAUUCAUCUAAAGUAAAAAACAAGGAUGUUUCUGAAGUGGAAACGCAGCACAAUGAGGAAUCUACACUGAAUAAUACGGACAGUCUUUCUGAUGGUGAAGCUUCAGAAGGCCGUGAGAAUGGCGCUGUUGAGAACACCAACACAUUUUCUUCUUCUAGUGAAUGCGUUCACGAAAACUCAAUCAGAAAGGCUGAACUUCCAAAAGCUAUGCCUACAGAGACUGAACAAGCAGUGAUGUAUAUAUGCGACCAACCAAACUCCUCUCCCAUGGAAGCAGAGAAGGCUCCUCCAUCCCACAUGGACACCAAACUCAAUCACCGCAAGAGGAACCUUUCAGAGCCCAGCGAGGACGUGAGAAACUGUAAGCAGUUCAUCAGCUCCAGGAGCAUCAGUGCACCGAACACCAUGCUUUCAUCCCCUCAGAGAGAACCUAUAGACCUGCAUUACAGAGGCUGCCUUGCCAACAGAGCCUACAGUUAUGACUUUAGCGACACCAUUCCUGAAGAGCCUAUUGACUUGAGCUGUGGUCCAACCAAAACUCUAAAACAGUUUCCCACAGCGGACAAGGUUUCAGGAAGCUCGGCGCAAGUGGAGAAAACAAACAGCCAUUUUAAAGCAUUUGUGGGUAACGUUAUCAUCACUGAUAUCACUACGAACUGCUUAACCGUGACCUUUAAGGAAUACGUUCAAGGAUAAUGACUACAAUACGAUGGACUGUAAUUUGUUCAUUUGAACCAGCUCAAAGUUGAUUCAUGUCAGAUGCACUAAUCAUAGCCAUUCCUGAUAACAUGUGGAGACAUAAGCAAACAAAACCUAUAUAUGUAGUUAUAUAUAGGUAUAUAUAGGUAUAUAGUUGUAUAUAUAUAGGUAUAUAUGUAUAUAUAGGGUUUGUUUGUUUAGAUGUCUGCUGUAUGAUUUCUAAUGCAUAAAACUGAGAUGGUUGGCGUUUUGCUGCUGUGGAAUUUAAAUUUAUAAUCCCAUAAGUGUAUAGUGUGUAAUAUAGUUUACACCUGCUUUUGAUUUUUAAUGCUACCUGAGGAAAUAUAGCGGCCUAUUGGAGAAAGCACACUGAUGGAAUUGAAGAUUGAUGUGGACAUUGUAUAUGAAUGUACCUUUAAAAAGUAUUUUUUCAGAUUGUUUUGCUGAUAUAUUUUACUUGACUGGAUGUUGCUGGCCUGUGAGGUCUUCCUGUGUAAUACAAGAUAAACAACUGGAUUGUUUGGUGUUCCCUCUCUGUAAGAAGUUUAAGUUGCACUUUAUCCUCUCCUGGAUCUCUUUUGUUAAUAAAUUCAGUUUAAAAACUCAAAAGGCUGUUUAACCUUGCAGAAUAAUAUGUAAUAAUAAUCUGUAACAGAAGUAUGACUGUGGUCAGAGAUCAUCAGAACAUGCAAACUGUUACAUAUGGCCAGAAAGCACAUGUAAGAUUGAUGCUAUUGAUUUUGUAUGUAUUGGAAUCAAUUUACAAUCAAUGCAAUGUAAUGUACAGUAUGUAAUGUACAAAUUACACAAUUAUGCCAUUAAGGUUAAGACCAUUUAUAUGCAUAAUGGCAUGUAAACUUUGAAUUAUCCGUUUUUUCAAUGCUUCUUAAAUCAAUAUUAAACUCUGUCAGAAAUAAACAUGAAUGAUUUGUUUUA
This is a messenger RNA of Cyprinus carpio (common carp), 2737 nucleotides long. Its product is annotated as E3 SUMO-protein ligase CBX4-like. Gene Ontology annotation, biological process: negative regulation of DNA-templated transcription. The record is from RefSeq and is a predicted model, not a curated record. Lineage: Eukaryota; Metazoa; Chordata; Actinopteri; Cypriniformes; Cyprinidae.